AUCUAUCUCUAUUACUACUAUAACAUCAAACUCAACAGCUUUUACAGUCUUAUUCUUUCUUCUUCUCAACUACUUUGUAUUACAUAUCAUCAAUCAUGGAAUCGUCUACACCUGUCCUUUGGCCCACUCCCCGCCACAUGGUCUCAAGCUCUUCCACCAUGGCCGCCCUCUCUCCACGUUAUAUCGAUCAAUGCGUAAAGUCUAAUCCACGCCAGCUUAUCAAGGUGGACAUCCUAGGAGACACAGUUGAACUACCAGUCUAUGCUCUUCGGAGACGCAAUGCUCUUGUACAUAUCUAAAACAUACUCAUUCAACAACAACAACAAACAAACAAAAAGGAUACUGGAUUCUUUAUACAUAGAUACACACACAUAUACGCUCAAUUUACAUACAUACACAAACAGUUACAUUUUAUAUACAUUUUAUUUUAUUUGCUUUACUCUGUACAUAUCCUUCUUUGUUCUUCUUGUCUACUACUAAUAUCAAUAGUAAUCCAAAAAUAAAAUAAAAUAAAAUAUCUAAUUUAAUUUAAUUUAAUA
Molecule: messenger RNA, 539 nt
Organism: Phycomyces blakesleeanus NRRL 1555(-)
Lineage: Eukaryota; Fungi; Mucoromycota; Mucoromycetes; Mucorales; Phycomycetaceae
Exons: 1
Coding region: 96-299 (67 amino acids)
Source: RefSeq, a predicted model, not a curated record